Molecule: messenger RNA, 1607 nt
Organism: Folsomia candida
Lineage: Eukaryota; Metazoa; Arthropoda; Collembola; Entomobryomorpha; Isotomidae
Exons: 7
Coding region: 66-1607 (513 amino acids)
Molecular function (GO): protein binding
Source: RefSeq, a predicted model, not a curated record
UGAAAGUGAAAGUAGAAAUUUAGACGAAACUAUAUAUACUUUAUUCAUUUCUAAAAUUACAAAAAAUGGCAUUUUUUGAGGAGGGUGCAAUUUUUAAGCAGUUUUUACACUGCAAGUUUCGCGACAACAUCGUCCGCCUGCUUCACUUGGGGAGGAAGGAUGUCGACAUUUUACUCGGGGUGACGAAAUUUGGUCAGGUGGGGUUAUACGACGGGGCGAAUAAUAUGAGCCUCGUGACGACCUUUUGUCUCGACAUGGAGUACGAGGAUAGUGUUCGGAAACUGUACGGAAGGAGGGACGCCGUUCGACCGAAGUGCAAACGAAGCCAUGUCGUCGUGGAUGCCGUGUUAGCGGAAAAUAUUCAGUGCGUCAUCUUCGCCACGACGAAAGGAAUGUUGCAGUGCUACGACAACGGCGAGCUCGACGGGGAAGAUUUAGGCCUGCACAUAUUCCCCCGCAGUAAAUUCCUCCACUUGUCGAAAGGUCGUUCUCCAAUCUCUCCAAGAAAUUUGGGCCUUGUCGAAACCUUCCGAGUCCACGGGUUGUACAGCGUUCCGUCCUGUCUCUGCUAUCACCGAGGUGGACGUGAUGACGCCGAGGGGGCGAAACUGCUCGUCGGCCAUGUCGACGGGACCGUGACGAUAAUAGAGCUUGGCCUCGAAGGGAAUAAAUACCCCUUUGGCGACGGGAAGAGAAAACUUCGUGGGGUUAUCAACCACAUCGAUUUGUCCCGACAACGCCACAAGAUACGAAGUUAUCGUGGACAUUGCGAUCCCGGCGUGAACACCGUGGCUCACUCGGACCUCGGGAAUAAAAUAAUCACGGGCAGUGAGGACGGCGUGAUUCGUAUAUUUUCCGAAUUUUCUAUGAAAAUGCCACAAAUGGAGUUGAGCGGUCAUAAAGGCGCCGUAAUUGGGUUGGCUCUACUCUCAGUACCAUUUUCUUCCGGGGGUGAAAUCCUCCUCAGCUAUUCGGAAGAUGUGGAACUACGUGCCUGGGAUCCCGACACGUUUACAUGCCUGCAAAAUAUUUACGUCCGCUUUCCCUGUGCCGCACUGAGUUCUACGAUUAUCUGUAAAACGCCACAAUUCGCGAAAAAUCCGAUUUUGCUAUUGAGUACGAAAUCUUCCAGCGAAAAAGAGGAUACCUCCGUGAUCCUCUUGUACUGCAAUAGCUACGCGAAAUUUGCCAUCUAUCACGACAACCCGGCCUCCACGGCGGCCUGGCCCUUCAACAACUUGGACUUGGAGGAUAUCGAUUCUUAUGCAAAAAGCAAGCCACGUGUCACCGCAUCAUUAAAAAAGACGGGACGACGAAAUUAUUUGGGUGACGAACAAUCCGAUUCGUCGACCCUCCAAGAAAUCGCGACGGACACGAUGAGCGCGUUAAUGCGACACAAAUAUUCUGCACAUCAUGGGCGCCCCGGUGGUAAAAAGAGCUUGACCGCGGUGGCCACGAGGAGGCUGGCGUCACUGCAAAUUUCUUCGGAUCAUGUGAACAGGAAUGCGAAAAUUUUUGACAAGCUGACCUACCAUGAAUUACAGCCUGUUGUAAAGUGGACUCUGCAGGAACCAAAAUAUUACACGGAUUGUUUCAGAGACGAUUAA